Molecule: messenger RNA, 2230 nt
Organism: Oncorhynchus kisutch (coho salmon)
Lineage: Eukaryota; Metazoa; Chordata; Actinopteri; Salmoniformes; Salmonidae
Product: protein phosphatase 1 regulatory subunit 3C-B
Exons: 2
Coding region: 193-1182 (329 amino acids)
Biological process (GO): regulation of glycogen biosynthetic process
Cellular component (GO): protein phosphatase type 1 complex
Molecular function (GO): glycogen binding; protein phosphatase 1 binding
Source: RefSeq, a predicted model, not a curated record
GAAAUCACUGGCUCUCAUGCAUUGGGAGACUGAACUUCAGAGAGAGCAAGGGGGGCAUGCCUGCUCAACACUACUGACUGCAAGUUAUGAAUUCAUGACAAUAUACUUGAACAAAACUAGUUAUUACAGUACAUUUUAAAGUAUAUCUUGUUCAAUCAUCUUUGUCUUGGAACCUCUCUAUUCAUUUUUCAAAUGAGUGCCACGAGGUACCUCCACAUAUUAAAUUCAUCAGCAAUGCCGGUUCCUGUUAUGCCUGUAGACAUCGCUAUGCGCAUGUACAUCACACACUCGCCACCUCUCCGUAGCUUCCUCAGUUCCCAUGAGGACUUGAGGGCCAGGAACCGGGCAAACCACUACAAGCCCCUACAGCCCUGCAUCAGCUCCCAGAGGCCCCUGGAGGGCACCAGUCUGGUCUGGAAGAGCCCCAACACAACCAUGAAGACCUCAAAGGGCAAGAAGAGAGUGGUCUUCGCCGACUCCAAAGGCAUGUCCCUCACAGCCAUCCACGUCUUUUCAAAGUUUGAUGAGGAGCCUGCGUUGUCCAACUUUCAAUUUGACCUCAUAGACCUGGAGAAUGCCACCAUGGAGCUGAAGAUCAGCACCAAGCGAAGCCUGGCGCUGGACUUUCCCCAACCCGCUGCAGACUAUCUGUCCUUCCGGAACCGGCUGUUGAAGAAUUCUGUGUGCCUGGAAAACUGCACACUGCAGGAUAAGUCACUCACGGGCACCGUGAAAGUCCGAAACCUUGGCUUUGAGAAAUCUGUCCAUGUCCGGGUAACUGUUGACUCAUGGAAAACCUACACAGACAUUGACUGCACCUUUAUGAACAACGUCUACAGUUGCCAGGACACAGACACAUUCGCCUUUGUCUUCAAACUGCCCAGUUACGUAUCUCCUUAUAACAGAGUCGAAUUCUGCAUAUGCUUCAGAAGCAAAGACCAGGUUUUCUGGGACAAUAAUGACGGUAAAAACUACAUUCUCAAACCAAUUGGGUGGAAUGGAGAUGAUGUGAAAACAAUGCCCAAAACCCCUGUUGAGCGUAAGAAACCAGAAGAGCACAAGAACUCCAGUAAACUACUGGAGAUGGGGUUUGACCAGUUUGCAAGUCCCCGCUCAUCAAGUGGACUCUUUCCUGGGUUGCAAAGCUGGGGCCGAAUUGAGAAUGGUGCCAACUACUGGUGAAAUUAGGGAAGACUUUCAGCUACAGUGAAGAGUUAUAACAGGGAUACACUUGGAGCUGAGGGAUAGCAGUACUAGUGACAUAACUUAUCUUAAAAAGUCAAAAGCUGCUUUGAAUGCAAUGAAGCACAUCAAGAAAUAACAAGUGUAUGGAAAUAUGGACCAUGGCUAGUUUCUACUGCUAUUUGGUUACCAUAGAGAUACUUUCUUAAUAUGAUCAGAGAGAUGGAGGCAAUUGAUUUUAUUUUAAUUUUACAUGUGAUUCUUGUGUAAAGUAAGUUAGUGCCUUCUCAAUAUCCUUCCUGUUAUAAAACAAAUACCCAUUGAAAUUUAAGUUUGACAAUCUGUAACCUGGUAUUAGCCCAUUUUCAGGGUUGGAAUUUAUCGUAAGCAAAUGCACUGAUUGAGAUGAACUUCCUGAUUUCCAUACAUACAGUAUGUGGUGGGAUCGGACCAAUGGGAUGUCCUUCAUAUUGAAGGGUAAGAGUGGUAUCAUCCAUCUGUGAAAAAGUAAAAUACAAAUGUAUAUGAAUUUCUCAGUAAAUAAAGGCAAAUUAUAAAAUGUACCUUCAACAUCCUUUGUACCUUCAAAAUAUAUGUUUUUAAUGAAGACUCGUGUCAUUUGAUUUCUCAACAUUGCUGUCUCAUGUAUCUCUUUUCAAAUGCUUAUUAUUGUAUUUGAUGCAAUGUGAAGUUGUAUUGAAAAGAUACAAUCAGGAAAUGUAAUUAUCACGGUCUGUUGUCUCAUACAGGAGUUAAUGCUGGUAUGUUUUUCUUUCCCAAUAAGUGCCCUGAUAAUGUUAAGUCAGUAUUACAGAACUAUGCCUUGUGGUGGACCUAUUCUAUGUUUAACUGGGCUCUAUGAAUGGUGAUUGUUCUUAUUUCUAUACGUGUAAUUCUGGUGUGAGUGUUGAGCAGUGGUGUGGCUGAAGUAUGUAUGUACACAAUUUUAUAUUAUUACUGUGAAAAAAGGUUGGUUAUUGUGCUCUUGAAGGUGUGCUUAAAGUGUAUGUGAUCCUUUUAGAAAUAAAAUGUUAUAUUGUACAAAACA